This is a messenger RNA of Botrytis cinerea B05.10, 2155 nucleotides long. RefSeq lists its product as hypothetical. The record is from RefSeq and is a predicted model, not a curated record. Lineage: Eukaryota; Fungi; Ascomycota; Leotiomycetes; Helotiales; Sclerotiniaceae. The coding region runs from base 862 to 1554 and encodes 230 amino acids. The transcript is spliced from 2 exons.
GGCUUCCCUAUGAUCAUGACUUGAUAUUCUCAGGUUAUCACAAGACAUUUGGGAACUUCUCCAAACUCGGCUUCAUGCUGCUUGCUAGUUCAAAGGGAAGAAUUACGACCAGAAAAAUGCACAUGCCGCCAUCCUUAUCCUGCCACGAAUAGCGAUCUUUCUCAAUAUUGACACUCAACCACCAACCACCAACCACAACCAUCUCACCCACACGAAACAGCAAGAUAAUAGAUUUGCACCCUCAAUUCCUCAAUUCAUCUCGAUUGACCCGCCAAAAGCUCACUGCAACCCUCACAUUGGCCUGCUCUAACCCCCAUAGCCGCCUACCCCUACAUGCAAGCGCCCGUGCCUGUGCGCAGCUCAAAAUAACCUUUAAAAUCAUGUACCGAAAAGCAUUGUGAUCCAACCAUUCACAAAUCUUACAGAACGUCUAGAUUUUGGAAAUAUGAUUGGGACAGACUUUUGCGUCUUUCACUAUUUGAUUGGAAGAUAUGAAUACAAACAUGCUGAAGUGCACAAGCGGCAUGCUACAUCGCCCUGUCAUUUUUGAACUACUGCGUUUGUAUCUUCAGCGUUUUCCUCAUCAAUUCUGUUGGCUGAAGACAUGUUCAACUAUUGAAUGGUAAGUGAUAUAAUUAUCGGAUAGAAAGGAAGUAUAUGUACCUAUUGAAGUCCCCCAUUCUUUUCAUUCCGUAGGGUCGUCAUUUCUGAGUUAUUCGCGUUCUUCUUCUUCAGCUUCUUGUGCUUAUUGUGGGGUAUUCUUACUGCAUUUCCCAUCUUACAUUCGUUCUUUAUCGCGAUUCAAUCAUAUCAAUAUCUUCUGUCCAUCUUCUCCGCCGUUCAAUACCUUCAGCAGCAAAAAUGGCAGGUCCGUCUCCAUCUCCAUCUCCAGAACCAAAGCAACCCCUCACUAUCGUCACCUCCUCCUUCCAAGAAUUCACACCCGAAACCUCCUCUUCUCGCCCUCGUGCAACGAUGGCUCAACAUGCCAACACAGUUUUCAUAGCCAUUAGCGCAAUUCUUGGUCUUGCUAUCAUGGCUACAUCAGCAAACGCACUCCAAGUCUUUCAUUCCACCCAUCUGGGCGCCGACUUUCGGUUACCAGUCUGGCCUCAAAGUUUUGAUUUGAAGCCCACCAUUUCCGGGGUUGUUUGUGGAGUUCUAGUUUUUGUUAUGAAUUCUGUGGCCCUUGUGGGGCAAUUUGUUCCUGCCUUGAAGCGAAAUCCUCUAGCUCUUCCUACUCUCAUCCCCUUAGCUAUCGCCCUUCUUGCUGCAGUCGUCGCCUCGGCAAUUCCUUUCAACGCUUUAACUUCCUCGACAAAAUGGACUGUUCAAACGUGGAGUUGCCAAUGGUCAAAUAUCAGUACAUCAACCUCACCACAUUGGGGAACCUUGUGUUCGGAAAGCAGAGCUGCGGGAAUCAUGAGUGUAUGUGUGAUUCCGUUUGAUGUAUUGGCGGUAGCUUCGGUACUGGCUUCGGUGAUGAAGGCACGGAGAAAUGUUCAGCCGCAAGGGCAGUGGGAGAGAAAGGGUAGUGCAGGAGAGAUGUCGUGAGUGGCUGGCACGAAGAAAGAUGUGGAUGGACGAUGACACUUUGAUAAGUACGGUAGAGAGGUAGUGAGGUAGUGAGUUGAGUGAUUGGAUCAUAUAUUAGCGUGGGGCGGACCGAACAAACGGAUCCCUUUUAUUAAGUAUGGCUUUAUGGGCGGUUUUAUGUUUAAACGAUUCAAUGUAUCAAAAGGAUAUCAGUAUGAGUAUCUAGGGAAGAAAUUUAGGAUUGCUAGUCAACUUACGAGGGAAAGAGGGACUUGGUAAUUUAUUGUUUGCUUUCUGUUUGCUUAAUGUUUUUCUUCCCUUACUGGGGAAUGCGUUGUCUUUUCGAUCAUCAAUGCAGCGAGUACUAGUGAACGUAAGAAGCACCUAAAAUUGAGGGGACGAAAUUUCAGACCACCUCGAGUAAUUAUGUUUAAUGCGUUGCAUAAAACUCUCUCGUCUUUGCUCGCGCUCUAAGUAGAGUAAACCUCGAAGCGGCGGACUCAUGUGUUGAUUCACAGAUACCAGACCAUUCAUUGGCAAUAAAGUAAAUUUCCAUGAAUAGCCAGGAGUAGAGGAUACAGAAUAUUGCCAUUCUAGUAAAUUACAACUGAGAUGUACA